Molecule: messenger RNA, 839 nt
Organism: Myotis lucifugus (little brown bat)
Lineage: Eukaryota; Metazoa; Chordata; Mammalia; Chiroptera; Vespertilionidae
Gene: HINT3
Product: histidine triad nucleotide binding protein 3
Exons: 1
Coding region: 212-739 (175 amino acids)
Molecular function (GO): catalytic activity
Source: RefSeq, a predicted model, not a curated record
CCUCGUGGCCGCGGCUUCGAGGCCCAGCACGGGGCUGCCCUCCCCCCACCCGCGUCCACCGGAACCGGCGCGCGCGCCCACCGCAGCUCCGCCCGACGCCAGGCCAGAGGCGCCGCCUGGAGGGAAAAUCCCGCAGGUGCCGGAGGCGGGCUCGGUCCAGGCCCCGUGGUCCUGGAGGAGGCGAGGCGCUGGGCCGCCGGGGGCAGGUGCGAUGGACGACGCGCCAAGUGGCUCCAGCGGUGAGACAGGGGCCACCGCAACGCCUCCGGGAUCUUCAUUGGCAACCGCCGAGGUCGCCGCAGAGUCAUUGGGCCCCAAGAGCCAGUGCGUGUUCUGCCGGAUUGUGAGCCAGCAGGAGCCGGGCACCGAAUUCCUGUAUUGUGAGAAUGAAGACCUGGUGUGCUUUAAAGAUAUCCAACCAGCAGCAACUCAUCAUUACCUGGUGGUGCCAAAGCGGCACGUUGGGAACUGCACAGAUCUAAGGAAAGAGCAAAUAGGACUUGUUGAGAGCAUGGUUACCGCUGGAAAAACCAUUCUGGAAAGGAAUAAUUUCACUGACUUCGAACAUGUGAGGAUGGGUUUCCAUGUGCCACCGUUCUGCACCAUUUCCCACUUGCACCUUCACGUCAUAGCACCCGUCUAUGAGUUUGACUUCUUAUCAAAAUUGAUUUAUAGACCGAAUUCCGAUUGGUUCAUCACAGCUGACUAUUUGAUUAAAACACUAAGAAAACGAAAAUGACAGCAGUGGAAGAUUUUCUUAUUCUCGGCUCAACAGAAACGAAUAUGUUGGUCCCUUUUAAAUCAAAUAACCAUGGUAAGGUUUGUUGGGUUUCAUAAGA